Lathyrus oleraceus (garden pea) is the source of this 2316-nucleotide messenger RNA. Its product is annotated as anaphase-promoting complex subunit 8. The transcript has 5 exons. Gene Ontology annotation, molecular function: protein binding. Gene Ontology annotation, biological process: protein ubiquitination; cell division; anaphase-promoting complex-dependent catabolic process. The coding region runs from base 239 to 1972 and encodes 577 amino acids. Gene Ontology annotation, cellular component: anaphase-promoting complex. NCBI's taxonomy places the organism in Eukaryota, Viridiplantae, Streptophyta, Magnoliopsida, Fabales, Fabaceae. The record is from RefSeq and is a predicted model, not a curated record.
GCCACCAUAACAUUUUUCUUGUGAGUGUGAUGCGAUGGAAUUGUACCAUUAAUUCUUGGAAGAGCCUUCCCCUUUUUUGUUUCAUAGGACUUGGUAUUAAAAAAAUCUAGAAACAUGUAGUUGGUUCAAAUUCAAAAAGCAAAAAAGAAAACCGUUGUAGACAAGUGAAGUAUUAUUUGGGGUGGAAAAGGAAUUGGGAGAAGGAAAUUUGAAAAAAGCAGAAGAGCGGGCGAGUGAAAUGAGCUCGAAAGAAAGCUGCAGAAGCGAACUUCGCAUCGCAAUUCGACAACUCAGCGAUCGUUGUCUCUAUUCCGCUACCAAAUGGGCAUCCGAACAAUUGGUAGGGAUCGAGCAAGAUCCAUCCAAGUUCACUCCUUCCUAUACCAGGUUUCAGCGUGGAAGCUCAAGUAUUCGCCGCAAGUUCAGAACUCACGAGGUCACCGCUACGCCCCCAGCCGGUGUUUCCUAUGUUGUUACGCCUGUUAUGGAGGAGGAUGCGCUUGUUGACACUGAUUUUUACCUUUUGGCUAAAUCUUACUUCGAUUGCCGUGAGUAUAAGAGAGCUGCUCAUGUUCUUCGUGAUCAAAUUGGACGCAAAUCCCUCUUCUUGCGAUGCUAUGCUCUCUAUCUGGCGGGAGAAAAGCGAAAAGAGGAAGAGAUGAUAGAACUUGAGGGACCUCUGGGUAAGAGUAAUGCCGGGAAUCAGGAAUUAGUUUCUUUAGAGAAGGAGUUAUCUACACUUCGCAAGAAUGGCACAAUUGAUCCCUUUUGUUUGUACUUAUAUGGUAUUAUACUGAAACAGAAAGGCAAUGAAAAUUUAGCACGGACAGUUCUUGUGGAAUCUGUAAAUAGCUACCCUUGGAACUGGAAUGCCUGGACUGAGCUGCAAUCCUUAUGCAAUUCAGUUGAUACCUUGAAUAGUCUUAACCUUAGUAGUCAUUGGAUGAAGGAAUUUUUUCUUGCCGGUGUAUACCAAGAGUUAAGGAUGCAUAGUGAGUCUAUGUUAAAAUAUGAAUACCUACUUGGAACUUUUAGUUUUAGUAAUUACAUCCAAGCCCAAAUUGCUAAAGUCCAGUACAGUUUGAAAGAAUUUGAUCAAGUUGAAGCUAUAUUUGAAGAACUGCAGAGGAAUGAUCCUUACAGAGUGGAAGACAUGGAUAUGUACUCCAAUGUGCUAUAUUCUAAGGAAUGCUUUUCUGCUUUGAGUUACCUUGCCCAUAGAGUAUUCCUGACUGAUAAAUACAGACCUGAAUCUUGUUGUAUUAUUGGAAAUUAUUACAGUUUAAAGGGGCAACAUGAAAAAGCAGUUGUGUAUUUUAAGAGAGCCCUUAAACUGAACAAAAAUUAUCUCUCUGCUUGGACACUUAUGGGUCAUGAGUUUGUAGAGAUGAAAAAUACUCCUGCUGCUGUGGAUGCCUAUCGUCGGGCUGUUGAUGUAGACCCGUGUGAUUAUCGUGCUUGGUAUGGACUAGGACAAGCUUAUGAGAUGAUGGGUAUGCCUUUCUAUGCGCUUCAUUACUUCAAAAAAUCUGUUUUCUUGCAGCCAACUGAUUCUCGGUUGUGGAUUGCUAUGGCUCAAUGCUAUGAAACUGAGCAGCUUCGCAUGCUUGAUGACGCGAUAAAGUGUUAUAAAAGGGCAUCAGAAUGUAACGAUAGAGAAGCAAUUGCUUUGCACCAACUAGCAAAGCUGCAUUCAGAGCUGGAACGCCCAGAAGAGGCAGCGUAUUACUACAAAAAGGAUUUAGAGAGGAUGGAAAAUGAAGAGCGUGAAGGACCUAACAUGGUUGAGGCUUUGCUCUAUCUUGCAAGUUAUUAUAAAACUGAGAAAAAAUUUAAAGAAGCAGAGGUUUAUUGUACUCGUCUUCUUGAUUAUACUGGCCCGGAGAAGGAGACAGCAAAAAAUUUACUUAGAGUGAUGCGAUCCUCACAAUCUAGUUUCCCUUCAACGGAUGUUGAUCACUUUCCUCCCUAAUGUCUUUUCAUUAAGCACUGGUGUUAUGUGCCACAUUUUUCAAUUUUGGUUUAGAUUCGUUCUCAUAUUUUAUGCUGCAUCAGAACUAACGGCAAACAUGAAAAUGAUAGGAAUCAUUCUCAUACUUUAAUGCAUGCUGCUGUAGACAAGCAUCAUAGCACAUUUAAGUCCAAAGUGGUGAUCUGGUUUCCAGGAACAUGAGUCUGGGGAAACAUGUCAGGGUCAAAACAGAAGAUAAGUAAUUGUUCCAUGUUUUUUUAUUUAAAAAUAGUUGUAGAAUAGGACAAAACAGUAGAAACUAUUUCAAUGACAAAACGUAUCUAUUUAAAUAUCCUAUUUAUUAA